Condylostylus longicornis is the source of this 2012-nucleotide messenger RNA. RefSeq names its product probable glucosamine 6-phosphate N-acetyltransferase (gene Gnpnat). Gene Ontology annotation, cellular component: endoplasmic reticulum-Golgi intermediate compartment; endoplasmic reticulum; Golgi apparatus. The transcript has 5 exons. The record is from RefSeq and is a predicted model, not a curated record. Lineage: Eukaryota; Metazoa; Arthropoda; Insecta; Diptera; Dolichopodidae. Gene Ontology annotation, molecular function: glucosamine 6-phosphate N-acetyltransferase activity; monosaccharide binding. Gene Ontology annotation, biological process: UDP-N-acetylglucosamine biosynthetic process. Bases 390 to 1022 code for a protein of 210 amino acids.
AAUACAAAAUAAUUGCAAGACCAUAAUAAUUAUAUUUGACUGCUGAAACCUAAGUUGUUGCUUAUUAGUGGGAAGCAACAUCCAAUGCAGCCAGAAUCAAAAAUAAAUGCAUAAAGCCAGUGUGAAAAUUAAUAAGACUUCAAAAAACAAAAAAAAACUUUAUACAAACUUUAAAGGUUUUUAUCAUGGUAUUGUUGAAUUUAUCAUUAGGUCGAUACAUACAUAAAUUAAGUACAAUUUUUCUAUAAGUGUACUUAAUGUAUGUAUGUCGAUAUUUGAAAAAUUAGUGAAUGAAUAAGGUUACCUUUUAGAUUUAUGCAAAAACUUGACAUAACAAAAACAUUCUGUCAGACGUGCAAGACCAUAAAAAAAAUUGAAAGACGAUUGUAAUGGACGAUUUAAAAAAUACAAAUAAGCCCUCAGAAAUAGCUUUGUAUGACCGAAGUUUGCUGUUACAUUUAGAUUUCCGCAAGUCUCCUGCAGUAUUCAAGCCUUUUAUAUCAGCUGCAGAUCCAGGUGAGAAGUGGCUACUAGUAAGGCCGCUGCAAGAUGGUGACUACGAACGAGGAUUUUUGCAGUUACUUUCUCAGUUAACUUCAGUUGGUGAUAUUAACAAAUCAAAAUUUCUUAAUAAAUUUGCUCAAAUGCGAGCGAAUGGAGAUUAUUAUGUGACGGUGAUUGAAGAUACAAGAAUAAAUCGAAUUAUUGGAGCGGCAUCUCUAAUAAUUGAACAUAAAUUUAUCCACGAUUGCGGUAUUCGUGGUCGAUUAGAAGACGUCGUAGUAAAUGACACUUAUCGUGGAAAACAAUUAGGAAAAUUAAUUGUAGUUACUGUGACUCUAUUGGCACAGCACCUUGGAUGUUAUAAAAUGACUUUGGACUGCAAAGACAAGUUAAUACCGUUUUACAAUUCACUUGGUUAUGCAUGUGAGCCUGGGAACUCAAAUUCGAUGACCAUAAGAUAUGAUGAUACAGGAAAAGUUCAGUUGAAUCGGACAACCAGCAGCGAACAGAUAUCAUGACAAUUAGCCAUCAGCCCUGUCAAAUCAAAAUUAUAAAACUGAAAAACAAACGCAACAUUUUUAAUAUUAAAACCAAAUUCCAAAAUCAAGAGACUAAAUUACCAUCAAUUAACUACAUGAUUUUUGUAUCCAAGAAUCAUUGAAAUUUAAUUGGAAAUAUUAUGUAUCUACAUACAUGAUUGCUUCCAUUUUUUUUUGGCGUUUCCAAUAACCCAAGUUUUGCCAUUUGGUUUUUUUUUUUCAAUUUUAUUUUUGAUUGAAUCAAAGUGAUCGUAUAAGAAAAAUAUCACUUAAAUGAUUAUAAUUGACAGAGCUGAUACAUUUAUCAUUGGCGCCUUUGAUUUGACUUAAUUUUCAAAACACACUAGAUGAAUAUUUUUUUAAUAUUAUUUAGAAUAUGUAUUACAAUAUUUAAGAUUUCCAUAUGGAUUUUUACAUACAUAUUUGAGUUUAUUUUCAGUCAUUAUUUAGAAAUAUGUAAAUUAAAGUUACUUGUUAUUUGUGUUUAAAUCAAAAUUUAUUAUGGUUUCAUGUCCUUUUAUCAGUGAUCCCAUUAUUAGAAAAUAUAAAUUCAGGAACAAAGUAACUGUCCCUUCUAUAAAUAAACAUUUCUACUUAUGUACUUAAGAUUUCUAAAAAAAUGUAAUUCAAAUUUAUAAGUUUAUAAAUAUGUAAUAAUUUCAAUAUUAAACAUUAUAAUUUUAAAAAUAAACAAUUACUUAUUAGUUAUUACAAUUUAAAAUCAUAAAAAUUUUAAAAAAGUAUUUCAAGUAAAAUAAAAAACCUAAUUUUUUAAUAAUUAUUGGUGAUUGGAUACUUAUUCGAAAUUCAAAUUAAUGACAAAAUCAAUUAAACUUAUGUAGAUAAAUUCAAUUAUUACAUAGUAUUUAAUUUCAAUUUAUAUAUACAUACAUACAUACAUAUAUAGGUAAAUUUAAUAGUAUAUCUAUAUACAUAUAUAGAUAUUUUUGUAUAUAAAUUACAUUUACA